AUGCGUCAACAUGUAACCGCUUAUCCGCUUAUUCGUCAAGAUGUAACCGCUUAUCCGCUCAUUCUUCAACAUGUAACCGCUUAUCCGCUUAUGCGUCAACAUGUAACCGCUUAUCCGCUUAUUCGACAACAUUUAACCGCUUAUCCGCUUAUUCAUCAACAUUUAACCGCUUAUCCGCUUAUGCGUCAACAUAUAACCGCUUAUCCGCUUAUUCGACAACAUGUAACCGCUUAUCCGCUUAUUCGUCAAGAUAUAACCGCUUAUCCGCUUAUUCAUCAACAUUUAACCGCUUAUCCACUUAUGCGUCAACAUGUAACCGCUUAUCCGCUUAUUCGUCAUCAUGUAACCGCUUAUCCGCUUAUUCUUCAACAUUUAACCGCUUAUCCGCUUAUUCAUCAACAUUUAACCGCUUAUCCGCUUAUGCGUCAACAUGUAACCGCUUAUCCGCUUAUGCGUCAACAUGUAACCGCUUAUCCGCUUAUUCGACAACAUGUAACCGCUUAUCCGCUUAUUCGUCAAGAUAUAACCACUUAUCCGCUUAUUCUUCAACAUGUAACCGCUUAUCCACAUAUGCGUCAACAUCUAACGGCUUAUUCGUGA
Acanthosepion pharaonis is the source of this 600-nucleotide messenger RNA. The record is from the annotation of a GenBank genome assembly. Lineage: Eukaryota; Metazoa; Mollusca; Cephalopoda; Sepiida; Sepiidae.